CGGAUCUCACCGUCGUCUUCGUCGGCAGUGCGCUCGCACCGAUGCGACUUACAACGGUCGCCGACGCGUUAUACGUCCGACGUCCAUUGAGGAAAAAUGGGUGCCAAUCAGUCGACCCGGAGCGCGCCCACCCCCGGAGAAGAAGUGAAUUUCGAUCAUUUUCAAAUCCUACGCGCCAUUGGGAAAGGCAGCUUCGGCAAGGUCUGCAUCGUGCAAAAACGUGACAGUACCGGCAAUAUGUACGCCAUGAAGUACGUACAUAAAAACGAGUGCGCGGAACGGGGCGCCCUGAAGAAUGUGGCGAGGGAGGUGGAGAUCCUGUCGAAGUUGGAGCAUCCCUGCUUGGUGAAUUUAUGGUUCAGCUUCCAAGACGAGGAGGACCUCUUCAUGGUGUCGGAUCUGCUUUUGGGCGGCGACCUGAGGUACCACAUCCAGCAGGAGGUUGUGUUCGGCGAGGAGAGCGUCGUGCUGUUCGUGGCCGAGAUCGCGCUGGCGCUCGAUUACCUGCAGACCCACAGGAUCAUCCAUCGGGAUAUCAAGCCGGACAACAUACUGCUGGACGAGGAGGGCCACGCCCAUGUGACAGACUUCAACAUCGCGACUGUACUCGAAGACGGACAGUUGGCGACUUCCAUGUCCGGGACAAAACCGUACAUAGCCCCGGAGAUUUACAUGUGCUCGUGCGAGGAAUACGGUGUUCUCGGCUACGGAUUCGCCGUGGACUGGUGGAGCCUGGGAAUUCUCGCUUGGGAGACCCUGGCCAUGGAGAGACCGUAUCCGCUUCACUCCACGACGUCCAACAGAGAAGCUCUAAGGAUCUUGAAGGAGGAAAGGCAGUCACCCUCGCACUGGGGCUCGUCGAUACGCGAUCUCCUGGACCGCCUGUUAACCCUCGCACCGAGCGCCCGAGUGUCGUGCUUGAAAGAAUUGAAGCGGGCGAGAGCGAUGAAGAACCUGGACUUCGACAAGGUGCUAAACAAGCAGAUAAAGCCGGCCUUCACCCCGCCGAAAGAUCACCUGAAUUGCGACCCCACCUUCGAGCUCGAGGAAAUGAUAAUCGAGACGAAACCCCUGCACAAGAAGAAGAAACGCCUGGCUAAACAGAGGUCGCUGAGGGUCGACUCGGCGGAGGAUGCUGGGUUCGCCGAUGGGGCUGGCUCGAGCGUAGACACACGGAGAUUAGCCUACAUCCCGGAAUACCGGGUGUACAAUCGCGAGCGCGAGAUCGAGAGACAGGAGAGAGAGAAGAAGGAGAAACAGUGGGAGGAGGAACUGAACACUGCCAUGAAGGGUGCCGAAGAGAGACUCAAAACAAAGCAGCAACAUCUGCCGGCCCAGCGAACCGGAAACCGACUGAGCGUCUCGACGACGAACGUCAAAGCGCGCAUAAACGCGUCGCCGAGGCAAGGUCGCCGAGCGAGCACCACCGCGUCCUCGGACAUCGACUUCAUCGACGCGAGUCCGGAGCCUAGCACGUCUUAGAUAACGCCGGACGCUAUAUUCGACGUAGCCUACCUGCCUGCGACCAGUAGACUCCUUCAAUCUUAUACGAAUGCGCACCGAAUUCCCCGACGGAAGUCCUUCGCACUUAUCAUUAAAAAAAAAAAAGAAGUGUGUCUCUCUAAUAUUCAAUUAUUUCUCACGCUAAAAUGUAAGACGAGGAAGCGAGAUACCAUUGUAGAUGAAGUUUUUAUACUCUUCUUGACAAGAUAUAUAACGACGACAUAUGACAUAGUGACAUAGUACUCCGCUCUUAUUUUUUUAUCUAUCGCGAUUCAAUGUGGGAUGAUUUAUCUUUAACGCCCCUCCUCUACGAGCUCCUACAUUGAGUCUUCCCUUCGCAACGCUUGCUUUCGAUUAUACGCUUCGAAAAGAAUCGGGAUAAACGCGAGUUUUAAGGCCUCCGUAUACUAUCUGGUGCUACGACAAAAUUAUGCUUAUCCACGGCGGAUUCGUUGUUUUUUGGGGGAAAUUUUACAGGUAGACGCUGAUAGCGCACACCGGUUACCGGAUAUCGGUUCGCUAACUAUAACUAUCUUCAUCCGCGAUACCCUGAAAAUGUGGAUAGCAGCUGGAGGUAACCGCACGUCGCCGUAAGCUCUAUCAGACUCCAGCAGUGCGCGCUUAAUUAAUCACUGUACCAGGAAACGUGCAUUUAUAAGAUUACCAUCCCGGAUUAUCCCGCGAAUUCCGACUAACAGCGGCGCAAGCUUGUUCUCGGAGCAACGAGAGAGAGAACGGAGGGGGAUGAUCUUCUUUAUUCGAAUAGCAAAUUUUUUUUUUUUUUUAUUUUGCCUCAAAGACCCGAUUGCGUUAGACGAUCCUUAGAAUUAGGACGCACGCCUUUGAUAAAUAUAAUAUAAAAAUUAAUCCUUUCAGUACAAAUUGCGGUCAUAUACCGUGCAUCGCUUUUAAAAGGGAAAAAUUAUCUUCCAUCUCACUUUUUCCGAAAAUCACUAUGUGACAUGAAUUUAUGCGCAUUGGUAUCUUAAUACCGUGAAAAACUCUGCAGCGUUAACUAUAGAAUCAUAACGACGAAUUACGUUUAAAAUGGCGCGAGAUAAAAAGAAGGAUUACAGAUGAUAAAAAAAAAGAUUUCAAAAAUCUUGGUGGUCCAAGAAUGCUAAAAGUGAGUCGAGAUGAAUGUGUGAGAGAGAUCAAUUUUAACUGACAUGGUACUGAAGGGAUUACGGCGUACAUUAACGACUACUUUGUUGACGGGAGACUCUGGGAACAAAAUAUGACCUACAUAUAAUAAAUACAUAUAUAUAUAUAAAUGUUUUGUUCUAUAAAAAUAUAUGUUGUUUAGAAGCGAGCUAUGUACGAAUUGAGAAUAAAAAAAUAUCUUUGACAUGUU
This is a messenger RNA of Temnothorax curvispinosus, 2857 nucleotides long. Its product is annotated as serine/threonine-protein kinase 32A. The transcript is spliced from 9 exons. The coding region runs from base 97 to 1482 and encodes 461 amino acids. The record is from RefSeq and is a predicted model, not a curated record. Lineage: Eukaryota; Metazoa; Arthropoda; Insecta; Hymenoptera; Formicidae. Gene Ontology annotation, molecular function: G protein-coupled receptor binding; ATP binding; G protein-coupled receptor kinase activity. Gene Ontology annotation, biological process: protein phosphorylation; G protein-coupled receptor signaling pathway; regulation of signal transduction.